AUGUAUUCAGGCGGUGCUACCGGCACUCAUACUCCACGAUCGUCUCAGAACCUGCGUCCUCUCAUCCUCACACACGGCAGCCUCGAAUAUGCUUUCCUCAUUCCAACUGGUCUACACUACCAAGCUACACAACUGAAAGAUGCAUUCAAAACGUCUCUGCCAGAACCAACGGAUGAGCUAGCACAAGAUGACGAGCCAUCAUCAGCUGCAGAAUUGGUGGCUAGAUAUAUCGGUUUCAUAGCACAAGAGGUGGAAGAUGACGAAGAGAGCGGCUCCUUCGUUGAGGUCCUCAAGGUCGUACUUAACGAGUUCGAGCGGUCUUUCAUGCACGCCAACGAUGUGCAUGCUCUGGCUGCAACCCUACCAGGAAUCACUGCAAAGAAGCUGCUAGUAGUUCAAUGCUACUACAACGGUCGAGCUGCUGCCUCGCGCCCAAUCAAGCCACAUGAUUCGGCCUUGCUGCGAGCAGCCGACGAUGAAGAUGCUAGCAUAUACACUGUCUUUGGUGGACAGGGCAACAUUGAAGAAUAUUUCGACGAGCUGAGAGAAGUCUACACCACAUACCAGUCUUUCGUCCAUGACUUGGUCACAUCCUCGGCCGAGCUCUUGCAGUCUCUUGCAAGGAGCCCAGACGCCGAUAAGUUCUACAGCAAAGGCAUUGAUAUUAUGAACUGGCUUGAGAAUAAGGACAGCCAACCUGACACCGACUAUCUGGUAUCUGCACCCGUCUCUUUCCCGCUCAUAGGCCUUGUUCAGCUUGCUCACUUCCAAGUAACCUGCAAAGCUCUCGGCAAAACUCCUGGAGACCUCAAUGAGCGCUUCAGCGGCACGACUGGUCAUUCCCAAGGAGUUAUCACUGCAACUGCGAUUGCUACAGCCACUUCUUGGGAGAGCUUCGCCAGAGCUGCCAACGAUGCUAUUACCUUGUUGUUCUGGAUCGGUAUGCGCAGCCAGCAGGCUUACCCACGUACCAGCUUAGCUCCUUCUAUCCUUCAAGAUGCGACCGAAGCUGGCGAAGGCACUCCCACCCCCAUGUUGUCCAUUCGUGAUCUUUCUAGAAAGCAAGUUCAGGAACACAUUGACGCUACUAACCAGCACCUGCCUGCUGAUCGACAUGUUGCUAUCUCUCUGGUCAACAGUGCUCGAAACUUCGUUGUCACCGGUCCUCCAAUCUCUCUCCACGGACUCAACCUGCGUCUGCGAAAGGUCAAAGCCCCUACCGGCUUGGACCAGACUCGAAUUCCUCACACCGAACGAAAAGUUCGAUUUGUCCACCGUUUCCUACCUAUCACUGCUCCUUUUCACAGUCAUCUCCUCGUUGACGCCUACGACAGGAUCAUGCAAGAUGUGAAGGACAUUAAGAUCGCAGCUCAAAGUCUGUCCAUACCUGUCUAUGACACAAAUACUGGUGAAGACCUGAGACAAUCUGACAAUGACAAUGUCGUGAGUGAUCUUGUCCGUAUGAUCACCCGGGAUCCUGUCAACUGGGAAGUCGCUACUGUCUUUCCUGGUGCAACACACAUUCUGGACUUUGGUCCAGGUGGCAUCUCUGGUCUUGGUGUGUUGACCAAGCGCAACAAGGACGGCACCGGUGUCCAUGUCAUCCUUGCUGGUACAAUGGAUGGCACGAACAACGAGGUCGGCUACAAGCCAGAGAUUUUUGACCGAGAUGAGGAGCAUGCUGUCAAAUAUGCUGUCAACUGGGUCAAGGAGCAUGGUCCGAAACUCAUCAAAACCUCGGCUGGUCAGACUUUUGUCGACACAAAGAUGUCUCGUCUGCUCGGUGUUCCUCCUCUCAUGGUUGCCGGUAUGACUCCCUGCACAGUACCAUGGGACUUUGUAGCGGCAACCAUGAACGCUGGUUAUCAAAUCGAACUUGCUGGUGGUGGCUACUACAACCCGAAGACAAUGACUGCUGCGCUGAACAAGAUUGAGAAGGCCAUACCACCGGGUCGAGGUAUCACUGUUAACUUGAUCUAUGUCAACCCGCGUGCAAUGGCCUGGCAAAUUCCUCUCCUGGCUCAACUUCGAGCAGAUGGUGUACCAAUUGAAGGCUUGACCAUUGGAGCAGGUGUACCUUCUAUCGAAGUCGCGCAGGAGUACAUCGACACGCUUGGCAUCAAGCAUAUCCAGUUCAAGCCGGGUUCCAUGGAGGCUAUUCAGGCCGUCAUCAACAUUGCCAAGGCAAAUCCGACUUUCCCUGUUGUUCUACAGUGGACCGGUGGUCGUGGUGGUGGCCACCACUCUUUCGAAGAUUUCCAUCAGCCAAUGCUCUCUAUGUAUGGUCGCAUCCGAAAGCAGAACAACAUCAUCCUCGUCGCUGGCUCCGGUUUCGGAGGCUCUGAUGAUACCUACCCCUACCUCACUGGACAAUGGGCUCGCAAGUUUGGCUACCCGCCAAUGCCGUUCGACGGCUGUCUCUUUGGCAGCAGAGUCAUGACUGCCAAGGAAGCUCAUACAUCAAUGAAUGCAAAGAAGGCGAUUGCUGAGGCUGAAGGCGUUGACGACUCGGAGUGGGAGAAGUCCUACAAAGGUCCUGUUGGUGGUGUCAUGACCGUUCGAUCCGAGAUGGGUGAGCCUAUUCACAAACUCGCAACUCGUGGUGUCAAGUUUUGGGCCGAGAUGGACAGCACAAUUUUCAGCCUGGACAAGAAGAAGCGAGUAGCUGAGCUCAAGAAGAGGCGGGAGUAUAUCAUCAAGAAACUCAACGACGAUUUCCAGAAAGUUUGGUUUGGCCGCAACUCCAGAGGCGAGUCCGUUGACCUUGAAGACAUGACAUAUGCAGAGGUCGUUCGAAGAAUGGUCGACCUCAUGUAUGUCAAGCACCAAUCCAGAUGGAUCGAAACAUCCCUACGAAACUUGACUGUUGACUUCAUGCGUCGUGUUGAAGAACGUUUUACCACUGGGGCUGGCAAGCCUUCUUUGGUGCAAAGCUAUGCGGAGCUUGACACUCCCUACCCAACUAUCGACAAGUUCUUGGACGCAUAUCCUGAAGCCAAAAACCAGCUCAUCAAUGCUCAAGAUGUACAGCACUUCCUGCUUUUGUGCCAAAGACGUGGACAGAAGCCAGUACCUUUCGUUCCGUCGCUAGAUGACAACUUCGAGUUCUGGUUCAAGAAGGACUCCUUGUGGCAAUCAGAGGAUCUCGAUGCUGUCGUUGAUCAGGAUGUUGGUCGAACCUGUAUCCUGCAGGGCCCCAUGGCUGUCAAAUAUUCCACGAAGAUAGAUGAGCCCAUCAAGGACAUUCUUGAUGGUAUUCACAAUGAUCACAUCAAGAUGUUGACAGCUGAUCUGUAUGGCGGCAAAGACUCAAACAUUCCAUCCGUCGAAUACUUCGGUGGCCGUCUCAUCACUCCUGCUGAAAGUGUCGAAGAGCUUGAUUCUGUCUCUGUCAACCAUGACGGAUCACGGUCCACAUACAAACUCCAAGGCACCACUUUACCGGAUGCCGAUGCUUGGCUACAGUUGCUUGCUGGCAGAAAUUACUCUUGGAGACAUGCCAUGUUCACCACUGAUAUCUAUGUACAAGGUGCUCGAUAUAUGAACAAUCCUCUCCGACGCAUCCUUGCUCCGGUUCGAGGCAUGUGUGUUGAGAUAGCUCACCCCAAAACCCCAGCUAAGACUGCUAUUACUGUCAGAGAACUCAGUCAAUCAGGCAAGCUCUACAAGUCUCUCGAUAUCGGCAUUAAUGGACCGGAAAUUACCAUGAACAUGUGGGAGGAGAGGAGCGCUGAAGGUGGUGCUGUACCACUCGUGUUCAGGUUCAUCUACCAACCUGAGACUGGUUAUGCUCCAAUUCAUGAAGUGAUGGACGGUCGAAAUGAUCGUAUCAAGGAGUUCUAUUACAGAAUCUGGUUUGGUAGCAAGGACGUGCCAUUCGACACUCCCUUGACCGACAACUUCGAUGGUGGCAAGGCUACAGUCACGAGUAAAGAUAUCGCCGACUUCGUUCAUGCUGUUGGAAACACUGGCGAGGCAUUUGUCGAGCGAGCUGGACGUGAACAGUACGCACCGAUGGAUUUUGCUAUUGUCCUUGGCUGGAAAGCGAUCACUAAGCCUAUCUUUCCUCGUCCCAUCGAUGGUGAUCUACUAAAGCUAGUGCAUCUUUCCAAUGGAUUCCGUAUGCUACCUGGUGCUGCACCACUUAAAGUUGGUGACGAGGUACACACCACUGCUCGCAUCAAUGCUAUCAUCAACCAAGACUCGGGCAAGAUGGUCGAGGUAUGCGGCACUAUUACCAAGCAGGGCCAGCCCAUCAUGGAGGUUACAAGUCAAUUCUUGUACCGAGGUAACUAUACUGACUACGAGAACACCUUCCAAAGAAAAGAGGAAACACCGAUGCAGGUCACUCUUGCUACCUCGAAGGACGUUGCUGUUCUCAAGAGCAAGGAGUGGUUCCACACCGAAGAACCCGACGUCGACCUUCUGGGACAGACCUUGACAUUCCGAUUGUCAAGUCUGAUUCGUUUCAAGAACAAGACAGUCUACAGCAAUGUUCAGACUCGAGGUGAAGUCCUACUCGAACUUCCUUCCAAGGAGGUCAUAGAGGUAGCUGCUGUAGAGUACGAUGCUGGUGAGUCACACGGCAACCCAGUCAUCGACUAUCUGCAGCGACACGGGUCAUCCAUCGAGCAACCUGUCAACUUUGAGCAUGCUAUUCCACUUAGUGGAAAGACACCACUGACCUUGAGAGCACCUGCAUCCAACGAGACAUAUGGUCGUGUUUCAGGUGAUUACAACCCAAUUCAUGUAUCUCGUAUUUUUGCACAAUAUGCCAAUCUCCCAGGCACCAUCACACACGGCAUGUACACUAGUGCCGCAGUCCGAAGUCUGGUAGAAACCUGGGCGGCUGAGAACAACAUCGGACGUGUUCGAAGCUACCACGUCAACCUUGUCGGCAUGGUUCUACCGAACGACGAUCUUGAAGUCAAACUUGAGCAUACGGGUAUGGUAGGCGGUCGAAAAACCAUGAAGAUCGAGACGACUAACAAAGAGACGGGUGACAAGGUUCUCGUCGCGGAUGCUGAGGUUGAGCAGCCAGUGUCAUCCUAUGUCUUCACAGGCCAGGGUUCUCAAGAACAAGGCAUGGGUAUGGACCUGUACAAGAGCAGUGCUGUGGCCAAGGAAGUGUGGGAUCGAGCUGAUCGACACUUCUUGGACAACUAUGGCCUCUCAAUCAUCGAGAUAGUCCGCAAUAACCCCAAGGAGCUCACAAUUCACUUCGGUGGCCCUCGAGGCAAGGCUAUUCGACAAAAUUACAUGGCCAUGACUUUCGAGACGGUGAACGCGGACGGCAGCAUCAAAUCGGAGAAGAUCUUCAAGGAGAUUACUGAAGCCACAACAUCGUACACAUACCGCUCUCCAACAGGUCUGCUGUCUGCUACUCAAUUUACUCAGCCAGCUCUGACACUCAUGGAGAAAGCCGCAUUUGAGGACAUGCGAGCCAAGGGACUUGUUCAACGAGACAGUAGCUUUGCAGGUCACUCUCUAGGCGAAUACUCUGCCCUGGCAUCCAUUGCCGAGGUAAUGCCAAUUGAGUCACUGGUGUCGGUUGUCUUCUAUCGAGGUCUUACUAUGCAGGUCGCAGUCGAGCGUGACGAACAAGGACGAUCAAACUAUUCCAUGUGUGCUGUCAACCCCAGCAGAAUAUCAAAGACGUUCAACGAACAGGCUCUGCAAUAUGUGGUCGAGAACAUUCAAGAGUCUACCGGCUGGCUUGUGGAAAUUGUCAACUACAACGUCGCCAACAUGCAGUACGUAUGUGCAGGUGAUCUUCGAGCACUGGAUACCAUGACCAAUGUUCUCAACGUCCUUAAGAUGCAGAAGAUCGACAUACAAGCUUUGAUGCAGACCAUGUCCCUCGAAGAUGUAAAGGAGCACUUGACGGAGAUCAUCACCGAGUGCAAGAAGAAGACAGAAGCCAAGCCUCAGCCUAUUGAGCUUGAGCGAGGAUUUGCAGUCAUUCCUCUCAAAGGGAUUGACGUGCCAUUCCAUUCGACCUUCUUGCGGUCUGGUGUCAAGCCAUUCCGAUCGUUCUUGCUCAAGAAGAUCAACAAGACGUCGAUUGAUCCUGCUAAGCUGGUUGGUAAAUACAUUCCUAACGUUACUGCUAAACCAUUUGAAAUUUCCAAGGAGUAUUUUGAGGAGGUUUACAAGCUUACCAAUUCGCCAAGAUUGGCCAAGGUGUUGGAGGAUUGGGACAAAUAUGAGAGUGCAGCAGAUCCGAGCACAAGACGGCUGUCUACAAUCGCAUAG
Lithohypha guttulata is the source of this 6255-nucleotide messenger RNA. Its product is annotated as beta subunit of fatty acid synthetase. Gene Ontology annotation, cellular component: fatty acid synthase complex. Gene Ontology annotation, molecular function: [acyl-carrier-protein] S-malonyltransferase activity; fatty acid synthase activity; enoyl-[acyl-carrier-protein] reductase (NADH) activity. Lineage: Eukaryota; Fungi; Ascomycota; Eurotiomycetes; Chaetothyriales; Trichomeriaceae. Gene Ontology annotation, biological process: long-chain fatty acid biosynthetic process. The record is from RefSeq and is a predicted model, not a curated record. The transcript has a single exon. Bases 1 to 6255 code for a protein of 2084 amino acids.